AUGUCAGCUGCCCGCCAUGUCUCAAUUUGUCGUUCCAUGUACCACAAGCAAUUUGCGCCCAUUGGUCACCGUGGGAUUCCUUCAGCAACCUUGCGGCCCCGGAACAUUAUCCCGAGAUUCAAUAUUCAGGCCAUUAGACACCAAUCCAACAUAACAUCUCCCAACCCAAGCCUUCGUCGAGCUCGCUUUCGCCGAAUCCUCGCCUAUGGCGCAUUUGCCUUUUUCUUUACGUCCGUCGGCAUCGUCGCCACCGCCGGCCCUGCCGCCACGACCAUAUUCUCUCUUGUAUCCGCCCCCUCAGACGCCGAAUCCUUGAAGCUUUUCCAUACCGCACACGAGAAAGCAGCCGAGAUCAACAAACAUAUUACCAAUCAUCCAAUCUCGGUGGCCCUGCGCGAACGACCAGGUUGGACAGAGUCAAGACCCCAUCUCAGAUACCCUGAGACGAUCAGACCUCAUAGCCUGACUGCCGGUACGCUUAUGGGUCCUGGAAAGUUCCCGGUGCCACCACUGGUGUUCAGCGAUGAUAAAGAGCUAGUUUCUCUGAGCUAUGUGGGUACAGACAUGUGCGGCCAUAACGGUAUUGUACACGGAGGCUUGCUGGCGACAAUGCUCGAUGAGGGUCUGGCACGGUGCGGCUUUAAUUCUUUGCCCAGUAAAAUCGCUGUCACUGCCAAUCUUAUGAUCAACUAUCGCAAGCCAGUACCUGCAGGGUCAUACCUGGUCCUCAGAGCGUAUACGACCAAGGCUGAAGGUAGGAAGGUCUGGGUGAAAGGCUCCAUUGAGCUACUCAGAGACGAUGAGAAGCCGGGUGACGUUCUUGUGGAAGCUGAAGCUUUAUACGUUGAGCCUAAAUACGUGAAGGUAUGUAUUUUGACAGCCUUGAGACGAUUGUCAUCUAAUGGCUUCAGUCUCUUCCGAAUUUUCUUCAAGUUGGCCCUCGAUGAGGAGCACUCAACGUUGCCCCCUAGCUUGAACGACCUCGACUCGAAACAAUGA
Bacidia gigantensis is the source of this 999-nucleotide messenger RNA. RefSeq lists its product as uncharacterized. Bases 1 to 999 code for a protein of 332 amino acids. Lineage: Eukaryota; Fungi; Ascomycota; Lecanoromycetes; Lecanorales; Ramalinaceae. The record is from RefSeq and is a predicted model, not a curated record. The transcript has 2 exons.